AUGGCCGGCAACACGUUUGCUAAUCUGUGGAAACUCGCCUCUCAAAAAUGCAAUAACUUUCUCCUUCCAGGUUCAUCUCGGUGCUCUUGUUGUAAAUUCCUAGUCGAUGGCUACUUUGUUGGCCUCAUUCGACCCGAUGUGAUUCCAUCACUUUUAACUUUUCCAAGUGUGUUUGUGUGGACCGUUCAGCCGGAAACUGGUGAACGAUGCAUCACUUUGCAUCCAGCCCUCAACACUUUUGACGCGCGUAGUUCAGCGGUCGGGGAUGUGAUGCUUGAUCUACGAUCUACCAAGACUUUCAAAGCGUUGGACGGCUGGAGAAACGAGGAUUACGGUGUUUACAUAGGAGAUCGCCAACAGCCGUUGUUGCGCCUUGAACGAUCUGCUUCUUCGUUACUCGGCGUGGUCCGUUACGGGGUGCAUGUGAACGGAUAUUUCAUCAAACGUCCUCACGAUCUGAAUGGUCUCAAACAUUCCACAUCCAAUGGAUCCACUGUGGGCAAUGGGAAAAGGUCAUCUAGUCCCGUCUCAAAGGGUCUUGUCUGGGACCGGGCCCUCGGUGACCAUGAUCCAUCCACUGUGAUGAUGUGGCUUGGGGUACGUGCUAUGAAUAAACCCACUUGGCCGGGGAUGCUGGACAAUAUGGCUGCCGGUGGUUUAACUUUCGGACUGGAUGCGCUGGGUUGCGCUCGUAAGGAGUGUCAAGAAGAGGCCAGUGUUCCCGAAGACUUACUGAAUACGUUGACUGCUGUCAGUCGUCUGAGUCCAGUCGAUCUGGGUCUUCCAGCUCACUCUGCAAUGCGUUCGUGCUACAGCCUGAGAUUCCGUUCGCUUCGUGUUAGUUAUGUGUUCGAGGACGAGCGUGGUGUCUGCCCACAAGUUGAAUACUGCUACGAUCUGGAACUACCGGAUGAUUUUGUGCCUGUCGGUGCAGACGGUGAAGUGGACAGUUUCCAUUUGGUCAGCAUUACUCAGCUAAAAGAUCUCAUCUUCAGUGAUCGAUUCAAGGCCAAUUCUGCCCUGGUGAUUCUCGAUUUUCUCUACCGUCAUAAAUUUAUCGAUCCAUCAUCCGGUGGAAUUGGAUCUAUACUUUGGAUAACAGCGGCUCAGAUGGGGACUGGCUCGGCUCCGAAGAUAGUUUGGAUGAAACGAUCAAAACUAGCAGAUGUGACCCAGCCUUUGAAGUGUCACUACAAGAGCACCAAUGGAUACGGUUGUAUAGCAAUCAAGAAUUGA
Messenger RNA from Echinostoma caproni, 1236 nucleotides. NCBI's taxonomy places the organism in Eukaryota, Metazoa, Platyhelminthes, Trematoda, Plagiorchiida, Echinostomatidae. The record is from the annotation of a GenBank genome assembly.